Messenger RNA from Strigops habroptila (Kakapo), 1829 nucleotides. RefSeq names its product homologous recombination factor with OB-fold (gene HROB). The record is from RefSeq and is a predicted model, not a curated record. The coding region runs from base 162 to 1709 and encodes 515 amino acids. Gene Ontology annotation, biological process: recombinational repair. NCBI's taxonomy places the organism in Eukaryota, Metazoa, Chordata, Aves, Psittaciformes, Psittacidae. The transcript is spliced from 10 exons.
CGCGGCCGGACGGGGCGCUCUGGCCCUUUAAGAGGCGCGGCCGCGCUCCUCCCGCCGACGGGGCCGCGGGGCCUUAAAGGGGCCGUUCCAGCCACUCCGCCCGCCCCGGGGCCGCGGGUUCGCGUCCCGCCCCGGCCGCUUCCGCCUCCCGCGCCGCUGCCAUGGCCUGCCGCCUCCAGAGCCUGUUCGGGGCCGAUGGGGACCUGGAGGAUGAGGAUUUCCUCUCGGCCGUGGAGGACGCCGAGAACCAGUUCGUGGUGUCCGGACACGGCCGCGGCGCCCCCGGCGCUCCGCCCCUGCAGCCCGGGCACGGCCCCGGCCCCCGCCCCGCGCUGCGGCCCCUCCCCGGGGGCUGCCGGAGCCCCCCAGCCCCGCAGGACGAGCCGGACAACGACCUCCUCCUGGCCGCCUGCGUGGAGCUGGAGGGCUCCGGGCUCUGGGAGCAGCCCCCCCAGGAACGGGAGACCCCCAACAAGCCGCGGGUGGGAGCGGGGCCGGACCUCCCGCCCGCCCCACAGGCAGCGCCCAGGCUGGUGCUGCGGCCCAGCGCGGCCGGUGCCUGCUCUGCCGCGACCCCCACCCCAGUGGGAAAGCCCUGGAGCUCCAUCCCCGCUCCCAGGGCUCCAUCCCUGACGCCUUUCCAAGCACCCCCACACCGGCCAGGAGCCAGCGGUUCCUCCCUGGAGCCGCAGGUGCUGCGGCCCCCCCCGGCACAGCCACCCCGGCAGCCCCCCAGGGUGCCCCCCAGCCCCGCGGUGCUGCAGACCCCGGUGGUCACCAACCACCUUGUGCAGUUGGUGACAGCAGCCAACAAAGCACCGGGGGCUGCCCCCCGGCCCCCAGCACAGGGCAAGACCCGCCGCUUCCCGGGGCCCGCCGGGAUCCUGCCCCAGCAGCACGGUGGGAAGCUGCUGGAGGAGAUCCUCAUUUCUGCUCCCCAAACCCCAUCUCAUGGGGCCAUGGCAAAGCCACGGACAGAGGGCCUGCCCAGCUCCUCGCUGCCCUCAGAGGAGGAUUUCGGGAAGGGCCCCUGGCUCGCCAUGAAAACGGAGCUGGAGCUGGAUGAGAGGGACCCCGGCUGCUUCCUCAGGACCUACAGCGUGGUCAUGGUGCUGCGGAAGGCAGCCUUGAAGCAGCUCCCCAAGAACAAGGUCCCCAGCAUGGCCGUGAUGAUCAAGACCCUCACCAGGACCAACGUUGAUGCUGGUGCCGUGUUCCGGGACCCAACUGGAGAGAUGCAGGGCACGGUGCACCGCCUGCUGCUGGAGGAGAGGCAGAGCGAGCUCCGGCCUGGCUCCGUGCUGCUCCUCAGGUGGGUGUCUUCUCCCCAUCUUACCGCAACCACUACCUCAACGUCACCCCCAACAACCUGCUCAAGAUCUACCCACCAGAGGCCGAGGGCAGCUUCUCGCAGCCAUCACCAGCACAGCAGGAGGACCCUGCUCGGGCCAGGCUCCUCCCAGCGCACCCCAUGGAGCCCCCCCAGGGUGUCCCUGCCCCUGGGCACUGGGGGGGACACUCGAGGACCCGCAGCCACAGCACAGAGCAGGCGCCUGGGCAAGAGGAGCCAGAGGGAGCUGAAGGCUGUGACAUGGAUGACCUGGAUGGGCUCCUGGGGGAGCUGCCGGAGGAUUUCUUCUCCUCUCCGGCCCAAGCUGACUGCUGCUGACGCCAGAGGCUGUGCCGGGGCCUGGGCUGUGCCAUGGUGAGGGUGCUGAGCGGGCGCUGCCCUGGCUGCUCCUCUCUCUGGGUGUUGUGUGUGGUCUGGAGUCGAGAGCUGCGGGUUCCCAGCUCCUAAACCUGCAUUAAAGGGCUGUUCUAUCCCUGCA